Molecule: messenger RNA, 1143 nt
Organism: Liolophura sinensis
Lineage: Eukaryota; Metazoa; Mollusca; Polyplacophora; Chitonida; Chitonidae
Product: proteasome subunit alpha type-7-like
Exons: 6
Coding region: 34-786 (250 amino acids)
Biological process (GO): ubiquitin-dependent protein catabolic process
Cellular component (GO): proteasome core complex, alpha-subunit complex; proteasome core complex
Source: RefSeq, a predicted model, not a curated record
UGAAGUUAGCAAAUUCUGCAUCGCAAGAGAAGCAUGGGUACCUCAAGAUACGAUCGCGCUAUUACCGUUUUUUCACCUGAUGGACAUUUGUUCCAGGUGGAAUAUGCACAAGAAGCCGUCAAGAAAGGAUCCACUGCGGUGGGUGUUCGAGGACAGGAUAUUGUUGUCCUAGGUGUGGAGAAGAAAGCUGUUGCUAAACUACAGGAAGACAGAACUGUGAGGAAAAUUGCCCUCCUAGAUGACCAUGUCGCCAUGGCUUUUGCAGGUCUUACAGCAGAUGCUAGAAUUCUAAUAAAUCGAGCGCGAAUAGAAUGUCAAAGUCAUAAGUUAACAGUGGAGGAUCCUGUUACCCUGGAGUACAUAACAAGAUAUAUUGCCCAAUUAAAACAGAAAUACACACAGAGUAAUGGUCGACGCCCGUUUGGCUUGUCAGCGUUGUUGGUAGGAUUUGACUACGACGGCACUCCCCACCUCUACCAGACAGAUCCUUCAGGCACCUAUCAUGAGUGGAAGGCCAAUGCUAUUGGACGUAGUGCUAAGACGGUCAGAGAGUACCUGGAGAAACAUUACACUGAUGAAAUCAAGACCAAUGUAGAAGAGUGUAUUAAACUAGCCCUGAAGGCUCUGCUAGAGGUAGUCCAGUCUGGCGGCAAGAACAUGGAGUUAGCCAUCAUGAGGAGAAAUGAACCUCUCAAGAUGAUGGAACCUGAUGAGAUCGAGAAGUUCAUCGCCAUUAUUGAGAAAGAGAAGGAAGAGGAGGCUGAGAAGAAGAAGCAGAAGAAAUGAUAACAUUGUAUUGGUAGUCCAUGAAGGACAGGGUUAGAUUAUGUACUGUACAGCGCAGUGAUCUGUCAGUUGUCCUGUAUCAGUACUGGUACAGGUCUGACUAGGCCGUAGGAUGACGUGGUCCAGUGAUUGUGUACAUCAGAUUUUCAUGGAUGGUUUUCAUGCUUUUGUUAUCACUCAUGAAGCGGACCAUCACGUCAGCCAUCAUCACUAUAAAGACAGCAUCAUCCUUGUUUGUCCUCUCACAUUCUGUAUUUAAUAAACAUGAACAGUUUAGACAAAAUAAUGGCCAUUUUGGACUUUUUCAGUGUAUAGAAUAAGUACAUGGUACAUGUAAAUGGUUUGACUACAAUAAAU